This is a messenger RNA of Arachis stenosperma, 771 nucleotides long. Its product is annotated as phosphomevalonate kinase, peroxisomal-like. The transcript has 5 exons. Bases 1 to 771 code for a protein of 256 amino acids. The record is from RefSeq and is a predicted model, not a curated record. Gene Ontology annotation, cellular component: peroxisome. Gene Ontology annotation, biological process: isopentenyl diphosphate biosynthetic process, mevalonate pathway. Lineage: Eukaryota; Viridiplantae; Streptophyta; Magnoliopsida; Fabales; Fabaceae. Gene Ontology annotation, molecular function: phosphomevalonate kinase activity.
AUGACUGCUAAAGUUAAUGCUGUCGUUUGUGCUGCUUAUGCUGGCACCCCGGUGAUCAUAACUAGGCUGCAGCACAAGCAUUGCCUGCACCAGAAUCUGAAUGGAAACUGGGACCAUGAGAGGACUGAGUUCUUUUUACCACCUUUGAUGACUCUGUUACUAGAACCAGGAACUGGUGGUUCAUCUACGCCAUCAAUGGUUGGUGCUGUAAAAAAAUGGCAAAAGUCUGACCCUCAAAAAUCCCUGGACACAUGGAGAAGAUUGUCAGAGGCGAAUUCACAGUUAGAAAUUCAACUGAAUUUUUUGAGUAAAUUAGCAAAGGAACAAUGGGAUGCAUAUAAAUCUGUGAUUGAUAGCUGCAGCAAGCUCAGAUCAGAAAAGUGGAUAGAGCAAGCUUCUGAACCCAAUAAGGAAGCAGUUAUUAAAGCAUUGCUAGGUGCAAAAGAAACUAUGCUUGGGAUUAGAUAUCAUAUGCGCCUAAUGGGUGAGGCUGCAGGUGUUCCAAUUGAACCAGAAUCACAAACAAAACUUUUAAAUGCUACACUGAACUUGGAAGGAGUGUUGUUGGCUGGAGUUCCAGGAGUAGGAGGAUUUGAUGCUGUCUUUGCUGUUACUUUGGGAGAUUCAAGCAGCAAUGUGACAAAAACAUGGAGCUCACUCAAUGUUCUUGCCCUUCUGGUUAAAGAAGAUCCUUGUGGCGUUUCUUUAGAAAGUGCUGACCCUAGAACAAAUGAAAUCACUUCAGUUGUAUCUUCAAUUCAUAUUAAAUAA